Aphanomyces astaci is the source of this 1313-nucleotide messenger RNA. RefSeq lists its product as hypothetical. The transcript is spliced from 7 exons. Lineage: Eukaryota; Oomycota; Saprolegniomycetes; Saprolegniales; Verrucalvaceae. The coding region runs from base 20 to 1237 and encodes 405 amino acids. The record is from RefSeq and is a predicted model, not a curated record.
GUUAUAUGCUGUCGCUGCUAUGGCCAAGUGCAUGUUGCGGCUGGACGAGUUGCCAUCGCCAACGACGAUGCCGCCAUUGGAAGUGUCUGCUCCCGUGUGCGAAAAGAAGAAGCAACGUCAUCAACAGCCGUAUCGUGAAGCGGACAUGCAGCAUUCCACAGUGCUCGGCCUCGACUUGCCUACCGUGAUGCCGUCCCUGGAAUCCAGACCUUCGUCCUUGCAACAGCAGCAACCCCGCCCUCCAUCCAAACAUGACAUUGGGCAGUGCAUCUUUCACGCCAUCGAUUCGAGUUUAGAUCCCCCCAACACUGGCGAAGUGCACCUCGAGACCUUCCGCGCCCACGUCACAUCAUUCCAAGAUAUGAAAGCAACGACGCUGCUUGACAUGCUCUCGACCGUGCGGGGAACGCACAUACCCCGGGACAUGCUUCAAAAUGCAUGGCUCCGCGUAGUCGAAGACGAGCAACAUGACUUGCUGGAACUGAGCAACUCGACUCCCCCGCGGUCCCCUCGCACCGCCACGUCAUCGCCGUCGUCUCCUCCGCGGAGUGCGCGGCCCAGCACAAGCGGCGCGUCGACCAAGCUAUCGUUGGCCAAAUCCAAGCGAAAACAAGCGGAAUACGACGCCAAGUUACUCGCAAAUCGACUUGCGCUGCUGCAGCAGGAAGAGGUCAAAGCGUGGCGGAAAAUCGAGCAAACCCGCGAAAAGGCGGCCCAAAUCCUCGAACACCGCGAGGAAAUUGUGAAAAAACAGCAAGACAAGUACAUGUUGCUGCAUGAAAAGGAGCAACAUGUGCGCGUGGCCACGAAAAAACACAAACUCGCCGCCAAGACGUCGGUGAUUCGAAAGCGGCAAGCAGCAAUCAGCGUCAUCUCGAAGAAGUACCAGGAAGUGGAGUCUGUCAAGACCGAGCGAAGGCGGCUCAAACAAGAAAAGGAACAGCAAGCGAUGGACGACGUGAAACGGGCCAAGGAAAUGCGCCAGCGGGUUCGGCAGCAAGAAGACGAGAUGCGCAAGAAAAAAGUCAAAGAGAAGAUGACUGUGGAGAAACAAGUGGUGGCGCGGUAUCAAAAGAACGUCGAAGACGAGGAAACCCAGUGGCGAGAGCAACAGAAACGUGUGGCCGAAAUGGAAAGGGCAGAGAUGGAGCUCAUUCAACGGCUGCAAAGCACCCAACUCCUCCAGCGACAAGCGUACGACGAGCUGGAAAAGGCGCUUGUACGCACCGAAGUGUAACAAGAUCCCAUAAAGUGAAGUGCACGACCAUACCGGUCUAUUAUUGUUAAUUCGCAAAAAACUUCCAAAUUUCGAG